Messenger RNA from Pyricularia pennisetigena, 5910 nucleotides. RefSeq lists its product as uncharacterized. Gene Ontology annotation, molecular function: cytoskeletal motor activity; chitin synthase activity; ATP binding. NCBI's taxonomy places the organism in Eukaryota, Fungi, Ascomycota, Sordariomycetes, Magnaporthales, Pyriculariaceae. The transcript has 4 exons. The coding region runs from base 1 to 5910 and encodes 1969 amino acids. Gene Ontology annotation, cellular component: cell septum; myosin complex; cell periphery. The record is from RefSeq and is a predicted model, not a curated record.
AUGGCGAGCCGGCGAAUGUCAAUGUACUCGGUGACCUCAGAGGGCAUGGGCGGCCCCCGAGGCGCUGGGCAACAGUCUGCCUCGGUCUCGACGACAACACUUCUCAACGCCGUUCAUAACAUCUAUCUCGCGUCUCAGCCUUACCGCUUGGAUGCAGGGACCAGUCUGGUUGUCAACACAUGGCUCACAGCUACGCAGGCGGGGCCUAACGGAGAAGUUGGAGGUACCGUCGACCCUGCCCUCGCAGCGCGAGCAUGGGAACACGCUCGACGCCGCGCCGAGGACGGAUGUAUCAUUCUUGGAUCUCUUCACCAGUCUACCCCGUCGGUCCUCAAGUCUUUUCUCCGCUCGUUCCCUGUCUCUCUCCCUUCGUCACUGUUGAAAGCCCUCGAGGCCCUGGACCCAUUCCUUCACUGUGUUACUCCGUUCAACCCUUCCGCUCCACGUCAUGCCGCUUUGGGCGUAACCUUGACGAUGAACCUGGCUGGCAACGUCACCGCUGCCAGCAUAGCCUUGUCGCAAGCUGGAAUCGACACUUCAGCCGGACUGCUCAGCAUUCCAGCUGAGGCAGGGUACCGAGCCUUCGAUGUCUUCUACCACCUUCUAUCCAGCGCCUCGACCCCAGCUGAAAGAGAAUUCUUGGGCCUCAAGAGCGCUUCCAGUUAUUCUCUUUUGGCUCGCUCUGGUACUUAUGAUCCACCUUCAUACCUGCCAACCGCAGAUGACGGGGCCUCUGCGGAUGAUCUCCGUGCCGCGUUGAAAGAUAUUGGAAUCAAGGGCUCUUCACAUCGCGAUUUUAUUUCUACGCUGGCUGCGCUACUCAAGCUUGGCGACACCCUCGACUACACUGUUGAUGAAGAGGUCCUGGAGGAAGUUUGUGAAGAUGUGGGCGGACUUCUGGGUGUUGAUCCCGAAGUUUUGGCCCGGCAAUGCACCACGGAAGACCGAAAGACUCUUGUUGGCGGUCUUUACGAGGCUCUCGUCGACUGGAUCAUUUCCAGGGCCAACCAGGCUAUCCAGGCGCAAAUGACGCGCAUUCGGGAUGGCGAUGAGUCCAGCGAUGGCGGCCAAGGAGCCAGGACUCCGAAUAGCGCAGAGGAUAAUGGUGACACUGUCUGCCUUACCAUCCUUGAGGUGCCAGAUCUUGCUUUGGCAAAAGCCCUCGCAAUGCGGGGGGUUUUCGACGACUCCCAAGGCAUCAACGCCGAGAUGAAGCAGGACGGUGUGGAGGUUGCUUCGGCCGGUCAAUCAGUUCUUCGUGAGACCCAGAAUGCCGUUGUUGAAGCAGGACCUUUGAUGGGCGACAUGUCGGGCCCCAAAGGCAGAGAGAGACAACACCAAUUGGAGAAGAGAGAGGAGGUUCUUGAAAAGGUCGGAAUCGUCGCCGAUGAUGACUGCUUUCUCAAGAAGUUGCUAUUCCCUGUCUCCGGAGAGGGCAUUCAACUUGGUCAGGCUGGUCGGUUGGAUAUUCAAGGUGUCUUGGGCAGCAGUCGUGCCUGGUAUCAUCUCUCAAUCCACCCUACAGACGACUCCCCGGCCAGUCUUGCUGCCUUGCCUUCCGUCAACUCGGCUUGGUCUGCCGGUACUGUCUCUAGACAGCUCCGUGCCUGGAGGCUGCCUGAGUGGGCCAACAGGCGCAACAAAAACCUUGAUUUCACCGCCGAUUUUGACGUGGAUGAGUUUGUCCAGCGAUACUCGAUCCUGGGAUGCAGAGAAGGUCGUGACGGCAUCGAGACCUGGAUUUUGGAGCGAGGCUGGAGCAACGGCGAAGUGGUCAUUGGCCAUGAACGUGUCUGGAUGCGCGAGGCUGCUUGGUGGGAGGCUGAGAACAUGCUCGACAUGAAGCCGAUGGGAGACAUGCCCAUGGGCGCCAGCAACCUGAUGGCUCCGCCUGGUGCUAUGGCCAUGGAUACGGGCUACUCAAACAAUGGAAGCGGCUACUUCCCUCCACUUCAUGACACCGCUUCCAACGGCAGCCGAGACCAAUUGCUGCACCAAAGAAACCAAAGCCAAGCCACCCUCGCUGUGGGCAUGGGCCACAACCCUGGAGCGGCCCCUUCCGUAGCUCCCUCGGGCUUGCGUAACGUUAGCAAGGGAGAUUAUGGUCUAGGAAGCAAGGGCGACAACCAUCGCGAUGAGAUUUUGUUCAAUAAUGAAGGCGAAUUUGUGGGCGCGCUAGACCCUGAACUUGCCAACAACAAAAAGAUUGAAGAACAACAGACAUCGAAAUCGCGUAGGAUGUGGGUGGCUCUCGUGUGGGCCAUCACCUUUUGGAUUCCGUCACCUCUGCUUCGCUACGUGGGCCGUAUGAAGCGGCCCGAUGUGCGCAUGGCCUGGCGUGAGAAGUUCGCCCUGUGCUUCAUUAUUCUGCUGCUCAAUGCCGCCAUCGUCUUCUGGAUCAUCUUCCUCGGCCGUUUGCUUUGCCCGAAUUUCGACAAGGUAUGGACUCGCGAUGAGGUCAGCCGCCACCAGGGCGACACUGAUUUCUGGGUCAGCAACCGCGGUAAAGUUUACGAUAUCUCAAAGUUUUGGAAGAUUCCCCACGGUGUCACGGGUCAAGAGACAACUUCGGACCUCAUGCAACCAUUUGCCGGUGCUAGCAUGGACGCAUAUAUUCCUCCUCCCUUGUUUAAGGCCUGUCCAGGUCUGGGAAUCAAUGACCGUCUGGCUCUUGAUGUCAACGCCACCGAUACUGAGCAUUCCGAGGGAAUGCACAUCUCAGGUCCCCAGCAGCCCAACACGCGGUCCAAGUUGGUCAAUGACAACUGGUACCAGGAUACCUUCCUGCCACGGAUGAAAGAGUAUUACAAGGGAGAGCUCGUUUGGGACGCUGCAAAAAUCAACACAGAGGGUCAGAAUCAGGAUCGCAAGUGGGCGAUUUACAACAACAAGGUCUAUGAUCUCAGGGACUACUUCGCGACUUUGAAAACCAAGAACAAUCUUGAUCAGUACAAAUUUCUCGACCAGACCCUGACCCAAGUCGUCGAAAGGAAUCCCGGUACAGACGUCACCGAUACCUGGAAUGGGCUUCUCAGCAACGCCCAGCGCAACAACCUGACGACAUAUACCACCCUCCGCAACAACCUCAACUGCAUGGACAACUACUUUUAUGUCGGCACCGUGGAUUUCCGGUAUUCCGCUCGUUGCCAGACCAACAACUACUUCCUGCUGGCCUUCGCCAUCAUCAUGUGUGCGGUCAUCCUGCUCAAGUUCGUGUCAGCUCUGCAGUUCGGCUCCAAGCGUCGCCCUUCACCUCAAGACAAGUUUGUUAUCUGCCAAGUGCCUGCCUAUACUGAAGGCGAGGACUCGCUGAGGAAGGCGCUCGAUUCGCUCACGGCUCUCCAGUAUGACAACAAACGGAAGCUGAUCUGCGUCAUCUGUGACGGUGUUCUGACCGGUGAGGGCAACGAUCGCCCGACGCCCAAGAUUGUUCUCGACAUUUUGGGAGUUGACCCCAAGGUCGAUCCACCUGCAUUGCCCUUCAAGUCAGUCGGUGCUGGCAGCGAGCAGCUGAACUACGGAAAGGUUUACUCUGGUCUCUACGAGUUUGAGGGCAACGUGGUCCCCUACGUCGUCGUCGUCAAAGUUGGCAAGGAGUCGGAACAGAGCAAAGCCAAGCCUGGUAACCGAGGCAAGCGUGACUCCCAAAUUCUGCUCAUGAGCUUCCUCAAUCGCGUUCACCACCGUGCCCCGAUGAACCCGCUCGAGCUCGAAAUGUUCCACCAGAUCAACAACAUCAUCGGCGUUGACCCCGAGCUUUACGAAUACCUCCUCAUGAUUGACGCUGAUACUUGCGUUCGUGAGGAUGCCCUGACCCGACUUGUGGCUUCGUGCGCAUCCGACGCAAAGAUUGCCGGCAUUUGCGGUGAGACCAGCUUGCAAAAUGAGGAACGUUCAUGGUGGACAAUGAUCCAGGUCUACGAAUACUUUAUUUCCCACCACCUGGCCAAGGCUUUCGAGUCUCUGUUUGGCAGUGUUACCUGUUUGCCUGGAUGUUUCACAAUGUAUCGCCUGCGUACUGCCGACAAGGGCAAGCCUUUGAUCAUUUCGGACAACGUCAUCAGGGACUACAGCGAUUGCUAUGUCGACACUCUGCACAAGAAGAACCUGCUAUCGCUCGGAGAAGAUCGUUAUCUCACCACCCUGAUGACCAAGCAUUUCCCCUACAUGUCGUUCAAGUUCAACCCCAACGCAUUCUGUCAGACUGCGGCGCCGGAGAAGUGGAGCGUUUUGCUUUCACAACGUCGACGAUGGAUCAACUCGACCAUCCACAACCUGGUUGAACUGAUGACCCUCAAGGAGAUGUGCGGUUUCUGCUGCUUCAGCAUGCGAUUCGUUGUGUUUGUCGAUUUGUUUGGAACCAUCAUCCUCCCGGCCACCUGCGUUUACCUCGGAUAUCUGAUCUACACUGUCGCCUCCGGAAAUGGGCCGUUCCCGCUCAUUACGCUUAUCAUGUUGGCUGCCGUUUACGGUCUCCAGGCGUUGAUUUUCAUUCUCAAGCGUCAAUGGCAGCAUAUCGGAUGGAUGAUCAUUUACCUCAUCGCCUUCCCGAUCUACUCAUUCAUCCUCCCGAUCUACUCUUUUUGGAACCAGGACAACUUCUCGUGGGGUAACACCCGUAUUGUGGUGGGUGAGUCUGGCAAAAAGACCAUCGUGGCCGUCGACGACGAAGGCUUCGACCCUCGGUCCAUUCCUCUCCAGCGCUGGGACGACUACGCUCUUGCAAACAACCUUCCUGGCCGUCGUGGUGGUAGUGGUCCGACCGAGAAGAUGGAUCACGUCUUUGCCGACGCUUACGAGAUGGACGACAUGCGCUCAGUGUACUCGGCGGCCCAUCCGGGUAGCGUCCUCACCGGCAUGAACCGCAGCACGGCCUACAUCUCGCCCAACAGCCCUGCGCCCUACCAGCACAUGUCGCGCUCGCCUACCUAUGCGGGGCCCACACCCUACUCUGACAACCCGGCCGCACGACAGUCUGUGGUGAGCAUGUCACCUUACCAGGACGCAAACCCGCAAAAUCACGGACGCAUGAUGAGCAUGAGCAACCUGCGCAACGUGGCCAAUGCCUCACCUGUGCCGACACGGGCGGGUACGGCGAUGGGUUUUGCUGGCGGGUCACGGCCGCCCCUGGGCCAGUCUGAGGCAGCUAGGCAGAGCACCAUGAGCUUUGAUUUCCAGCGCAACGCCGCUGGCCCCGACGACAUGCAGAUCGUGGAUGCCAUUCGGGGCGUGUUGAUGGAGGUCGACCUGGACACGGUGACCAAGAAGCAGGUGCGCGCUCUUGUGGAGCAAAGGUUGCAGACGGAACUGGUCGGCGAGAGGAGGACAUUCCUGGACCGCCAGAUCGACAAUGAGCUUGCGAAUAUGGAGACGCGGGCAAUCAUGUGCAAGCCCUUGUCGUCAGACGAGCUGAGGGCCGCAGCGGCGGGCGGAGGCUAUGUGUACGUAUUCAGCCUGCCGCACAGCGAAGCCGUGAGUCCGCCGACGGGCCACGUCAAGAUCGGGAUGACGACGCGGUCGGUCCCCGAGCGGAUGCAGAGGAUCGCGAGCGCGUGCCGGUACGAGCCCUCGGCGGUCUGGAGCUCGUUCACGCGGUAUCCGCUGCGCGUGGAGCGGCUCUGUCACGCGCAGCUCCGAGGCCGGCGCCGCAGGGAGUCGCCCGGUUGCCCCGGCUGCGGUCGGGCUCACCGGGAGUGGUUCGAGGUCAGCCCGCCAGAGGCCGAGCGGGUGGUGGGCUUGUGGACCGAGUGGAUCGAACACGCUGAGCCGUACCACGAGCACACGGGCGAGCUCAAGUCCGAGUGGAGUGAGCGCCUGGGCGAGGUACAGAUUCACGAUGAACCUGGCCGCUGCUGGGGCAUCUUUUGUGGUGAUGUGGCAGUGACGAUGGGGGCGAGUGGCAAAAUAUGA